This is a messenger RNA of Prinia subflava (tawny-flanked prinia), 2560 nucleotides long. It is a transcript of the gene SHC2, whose product is annotated as SHC adaptor protein 2. Gene Ontology annotation, biological process: intracellular signal transduction; cell surface receptor protein tyrosine kinase signaling pathway. Gene Ontology annotation, cellular component: plasma membrane. The record is from RefSeq and is a predicted model, not a curated record. Gene Ontology annotation, molecular function: receptor tyrosine kinase binding. The transcript has 13 exons. NCBI's taxonomy places the organism in Eukaryota, Metazoa, Chordata, Aves, Passeriformes, Cisticolidae. The coding region runs from base 127 to 1926 and encodes 599 amino acids.
AUGCGGGGCCGGGCGGGCGGCGGAGCGCUCGCACCAUGACAUCAGCGCGGUGCGGCCCCGGGGGAGCGGGCGGGGGGUGGGAGCCGGCGCGGCGGCAGCGGAGCGGAGCCGAGCGCGGCCCCGGGCAUGCUCCCGGAGCCCAAGUAUGACCGCUUCCGCGACGAGCCGCUGACCGCCCCCAUGCCGUCGCCGGCCCCCGCGCCGUGCCCCGCGGCGGGCGAGGAGCCCGAGCACGGCACCACCUUCUGCGCGCUGCUGCCGCGGAUGCCGCAGUGGAAGUUCCCCGGCUCCAGCGGCUUUCUCGGCCGCGGCCCCGCCGGCGCCGCCCGGGACGCCCCCGCCGCGGCGGAGUCCCCCUCGGGGCUGGCCGCCGUCCUGGGCGCCUGUGAGCCGCUGUGCGCCGCGCCCUGCGCGCUGCCGGGCGGCGGGCGGCCCCGGGGAACGGCGGGGCGGGCGCGGGGGGCGGCGGCGCCAGCGGGGGCUCGGCCCGGCGGGGACGAAUGGAGCCGCAAGGGCAGCUUCAUCCGCAAACCGGCGCAGGGCUGGCUGCACCCCGACGAGCGGGUGCUGGGGCCCGGCGUCUCCUACAUUGUCCGGUACAUGGGGUGCAUUGAGGUGCUGCGCUCCAUGAGGUCCCUUGACUUCAACACCCGGACACAGGUCACCAGGGAAGCCAUCAACAGACUGUACGAGGCAGUGCCGGGUGUGAAGGGCAUGUGGAAGAAGAAGGCUCCCAACAAAGCCCUGUUCUCCAUCCUGGGCAAGAGCAACCUGCACUUCGCUGGCAUGAGCAUCGCUGUCAACAUCUCUGUUGAUGGGCUGAACCUCAUGAUCCCCACCACACGCCAGAUCAUCGCCAACCACCACAUGCAGUCCAUCUCCUUCGCCUCUGGUGGGGACAUGGAUACCACAGACUACGUCGCCUACGUGGCCAAGGACCCCAUCAACCAGAGAGCCUGCCACAUCCUGGAGUGCUGCGAGGGGCUGGCGCAGAGCGUUAUCAGCACGGUGGGACAGGCCUUCGAGCUGCGCUUCAAGCAGUACCUGCACAGUCCCCCCAAGGUGGUGGUACCCCCAGAGAGGGCGCUGGCUGCAGAGGAGUCAGCCUGGGGGGAGGAUGAGGAGGCGGCUGAGCACGAUUACUACAACAGCAUCCCCGGGAAGGAGCCCCCCCCGGGGGGCCUGGUUGACUCCCGGCUCCGCCACAGCACAGCCCUGGGCCACGUCCGCACUCAGCCCUCCAGCUCUGUCCCCCCCAGCCAGGGUGGGCUAGCAGCCAGACGAGACCCGAGCAGCCAGCUGGAGCCACCCUGGGACCUGGAGAGCCAGGGCCAGCCCUGCGACGGGUACCUGCAGGCAGACGGCCACAGCCUGGGGCCACGGGACUACGAGGAGCACAUGUACGUGAACACGCAGAGCCUGGACGCCUGGGAGCCGGAGCUGGCGGCUCAGGGGGCGGCAGAGGAGAGCCCCAAGAAGGACCUCUUUGACAUGAGGCCAUUUGAGGACGCCCUAAAGCUCCACGAGUGCAUUGCAGGGGGUGGCACCAAUCCCCCCAUCGAGGACCAGUGGCCCAGCCCCCCCACACGGAAGGCCCCCGUGGCCCCCACGGAGGAGCAGCUCCGGAGGGAGCCCUGGUACCACGGGAAGAUGAGCCGGUGGGAUGCCGAGAGGCUCCUGCAGAUGGAUGGGGACUUCCUGGUGCGGGACAGCCUCACCAACCCGGGGCAGUACGUGCUGACCGGCAUGCACAGCGGGCAGCCCAAGCACCUGCUGCUGGUGGAUCCCGAGGGAGUGGUGAGGACCAAGGACGUGCUGUUUGAGAGCAUCAGCCACCUCAUCAGCCACCACCGGCAGAACGAGCAGCCCAUCGUGGCGGCAGAGAGCGAGCUGCACCUCCGCCAGGUUGUACAGAGGAAGCAGUGAUGCCCAGGGGGCUCUCUGUUUUCCUUCCCAGCGAGGCCUUGUGGUCCCUGGUGCUGCAGGUCCUCCCUGGCUGCUGCCUACCUCCAUCAUCUGCGUGGGUGCCCUGCCCAGCUGGACACAAAGAUGUUUAAUUCCACACGUACAGGUGAAACGCUCUUGGGGUGGGAACUGCUUGGUGACCUCAGCAGGAGGGACAGAACCUGAAGCCAUCUCAGGCAGGGCUGCCCCCACUUGCCCCAGCACUGGAAUGGGGACUGGUGGACAUUGCUGUAGCCCCUGGCUGGGCUCUGCCUGUGGGGCCAGGCACGACCAUCUCUUGGACUCUGUUGGACGUUCCUCUUGGGGAGAUUCUUUUUCAGCUGGAUUCUCCCCAGGAGUGGCUGCCACAUGAUUCUCCCUGUGACCCCAAGCCCCUGCAGCCUGCCCCAGGCCAGGGCCAGGAUGGAGCUACUGUGGGAAGGUGGAGGGCAGAGCUGCUGGUACUGCCUCACGAGGUGGCCCGUGGCCCAUGGGGGCUCCCUGGCCAGCUCGGGGCUUUGGCAGGUUUUAUGGCACACACAGCCCCCUUUACCUACCCUGUGUCUGAUGCUGGGUUUGUAGUUUGGAAUACAUUUCUAAUUAAAUCUGGAAGUGA